CAUUCCCAUAGCAUGAUACACAAGCCCUGCUCCUAUGAAGGCUGUGCCGCUCCACUUGUGUAGUAAGUUGUAAGCAUUACAGUCCAGAAGUAUUUUUUCAGUGCUACUCGAGUGUUUGACGAGGACAGAAGUUAUCAGGCACUCACUGGCACCUCUUCAGGAGGACUCGUAUGAACGAAUUAGAGUCUUUUGUUAUUUCUUUUUGGGUAGAUGCUUGCAAGCAUAUACCUACCGCUUUUCAGUUCGGGCUGAACACUAGAUUCUUAUCACUAGAUUCUUAACAUCAGAUGUUCUCUUUGCAAGCAGGAAAGAUGGACCAAACAGAACGAUUUCGCUGCUUGUUCUAGUACGUGCUUUUGGCUCUUCAGCAGCCACUGAUGUCUGCUAGUUUUCCUAGUGGGCCCACACCUAAUCUAACCUAAGUAGUGCUAUGUAGAACAACUCCUGCAACAACGACACCAGUGAGUCACGGUCUGCUGAGAUGAAAGAAUUGUAGUACUUGAACCAGGUCCGCGUCCGAAGUCGAACGAUCAAGAUCAUGACUAUUAUAAGCAUCCAGGAGAGGAGCCAAGGAUAAUCCACAUAUUAAUAAUAGCGGCGACCAGGACCACUCGAUUUCAUCUAGAAGAACGAGAAUGGAUGUUGCACCCGUCGGAGGAAGCCUUCCUGGAGGUGGUCAACUACAAGGAUCAGUACCUUCAUCUGCGUCGCAGACGUCAGAGAUAGUCCCGACUGCCCAAGUGCAUCAAGAUGGGCUUGAAUUGAUAAAUAAUGCAGCAUCUUCCGGUAGUACUAUUCCGCCUACUUCUUCAAUAUCUGCGGCACCAGGAGGCGGGGCAACAACAACAUCGAGUGCUGCUUCAAGUAGAAGUAGUACCAGUGGUAGUACUACAACUGCAGCUUCUAAGACCAGUACCACACUAGAUGAUGUUCAUCAUGUUCUUGGUACUACAACUAUUGCAUCCACCGCUUCCACUCCUUCUGCUGUCUCGUCUGCAACCAAUGUUCUUGUGGCGGGAACCCUACAAGAUGGAGCGACCGCGAAGCCCCUUGCUGUACCAGUCUCAGUAAAUCAGGAAGAUCUUAGGCAAAAUCUUGCUAGUGGCGCAGUGGGUAAUAGGGAUGGUGGCGCAGCGGAACGGCAAAUACAGUGCAUCGCGAAUGUAGCGCUUCUUUCAUCGAUAGUCGUAAUGUUAAGGGUAGAUUUUUGGUUUUUGCUGUAGUCACCGCUUGUUUUUGUUGACUCCCCGGCCUCAGGAGAAAGCAAGGCAGAACAGAUAACAGGAAACAUUUAACACCAAAGUCCUACCUCUAACCACGCUCUCGCCGGCUUCGUUCUUCUACAGGCUUUUGAUGACGAGAGGAGAAAGCCUCCGAGAUGUCAAGCAACAAGUGAUUAUACUAUUACCUUACCUGCUGCUGUGGGUUUCAGUUAUGAAGAGGACGAUAAGAGACGUGCUGGUUAUCCACAUCCUGCUGUUCAUGGUGAUUACACAUCAUACCAUGUUCCGAGGCACUUCCGGACAUCCCCAUGUAGGAAGAAGUAUGCAGACCCUAGUUCCUGCAUAUCUUCACCAAGGAAAUUACAACGUGGUUAUCAACAACAACAUCAAGUUCUAGUAAUCAUGCGAGCC
This is a messenger RNA of Amoebophrya sp. A25, 1634 nucleotides long. The record is from the annotation of a GenBank genome assembly. Lineage: Eukaryota; Dinophyceae; Syndiniales; Amoebophryaceae.